Messenger RNA from Trichoderma gamsii, 306 nucleotides. RefSeq lists its product as hypothetical. Bases 1 to 306 code for a protein of 101 amino acids. NCBI's taxonomy places the organism in Eukaryota, Fungi, Ascomycota, Sordariomycetes, Hypocreales, Hypocreaceae. The record is from RefSeq and is a predicted model, not a curated record. The transcript has a single exon.
AUGAUGCUCACCAACUUCAACGUCUUGAGCGUCGCCGCCUGUGCUGCCGCCUAUCUGGCCAUGCCGGUUGCUGCUCGCACAUGGGCCGGCAGCGUCGACAUGGAGCAAGCCUGCAGCGAGCAGUACGGCGGUGGAUGGACAGCCAAGCUUAGCGGAAGCAGUGGCAAUGACUGGGCCUGCGUCGAUGGGAGCGGCAGCUCCAAGUCCAUCAACGUGGACGCGUACUGCUCCCAGACUUAUGGCAAUGCGGCCUACGCGGACCCUCAGGGAGGCGGCGCCUAUGACUGGGGCUGCUACUGGCGAUAG